Molecule: messenger RNA, 2314 nt
Organism: Spizellomyces punctatus DAOM BR117
Lineage: Eukaryota; Fungi; Chytridiomycota; Chytridiomycetes; Spizellomycetales; Spizellomycetaceae
Product: condensin subunit BRN1
Exons: 10
Coding region: 81-2123 (680 amino acids)
Biological process (GO): mitotic chromosome condensation
Cellular component (GO): condensin complex
Molecular function (GO): chromatin binding
Source: RefSeq, a predicted model, not a curated record
CUUGCGUGUCCGAAGAGUCGGACAUCGGCCAGUCUUCCCAACCUGAUUUGUGGGCCAACAAGCCGAUCUCACAUUGAGCAAUGCUUGUAGGCCAACCUAGAACCCCUAUACGACGAAGAAAAGGAAAUUCGUUAGAAUCGAGUCCCAAUAGUCAGCCAAAUGACUCGUUUCGUGAAGGCUUGGACAGUGCCAAGCUGCAACGUCGCCGGUCUGUGGUGGAGGAUCGUCUUCGUCGGGCCUCGGGCAUUUUUUCUCCAGCGAGGAAGCCGGGUUCUGGCACCGUUACCCCUGCGCGGGCGAGGCUCUCUGACGAUGAGGUCCGCCGCUCAUUUGAGGAGUGGAUGAAGAUUGCUGCGGACAAUAAAAUCAAUGCCACCAAUAGCUGGAAUUUAGCUUUGAUUGAUUAUUUCCAUGAUAUGACCCUGCUUCGAGAUGGAGAUUCCAUUAAUUUUCAGAAAGCGUCGUGUACGCUUGAUGGCUGCGUGAAGAUAUACACAUCAAGAGUUGAUUCAGUUGACUCGGAAACCAAGAAGCUUCUCAGCGGUCUAGUUGACACAGAUAAAAGACCCGACGACGACGAUUUAGAAUCCGGGGAAGACGAUGAUCAGAUGAACACCAAACCUUCAAAGAAAAGGGCAAACCGAAGUGGGAAUACCUUGGAAAGAGAUAUUAAUAAUCUAAACGUGAAGAAAUUUGACCUAGAAUUCAUGGUUGAUCCACUGUUCAAGAAAACCUCUGCUGAUUUCGACGAAGGCGGUGCGCAUGGUCUGCUGCUCAAUCAUCUCAGUAUCUCCCCAGAGGGCAGGAUGGUUUUCGAUGCCGGAGACGCUGACAUGGCCUCACGUGUUGCUGCGCCGGAAACAUUGAAAGAAGAUGCAGCUCGAGAGUGCAUCGACAUCAUUAAGCUGAAAGCACGAUUUUUAGAUAAUCUCACCGAUAUCUGGGACCAGGAUGUUUGCAACACGUUAAAGAGCUUCGAAUUUAGUUCAUCCAGUGGCUCGUGGACGCCAUUCCCAGAGAACAGUGCCUUUGACUUUGAUUUUUCUACACCGGAUGAUGAAGCAGAUCAGAGUAGCCCUUUCGAUGAUGAAAGGAGCCAGUCUAUUUACGGAAAUUAUGAAGAGCGAGAGAGCUUCGCUGGUGUAAUUGAGCAAGGAACUGGUGUGAGCUCUAGCGGUCCUCUCUCGGAGGCCGCUAUUUUGAUGACAAUGGGGCGCGCAGAUGAUAACAUAUUUUCUUACUUCGACACGGCCAUGGCCCGUAGCUGGGCAGGCCCUGAGCAUUGGAGAUCUCUUCCAGCCCAAAGAGUCAAGGAUUCCAAAGAUCCCCCCGCAACGAAGCGCAAAAGAAAGAACGAGAAUGUUUUGAACUUCAUAGAGAUCCAGGCAAUGGGUGAAGAUCGGCUUUUUGCUCCGACCGCUGCUUCCAUAAUAUUGCCCAAGCAAACGGAGAGAAAUAGAUCCACCCGUUUGUUGCCUGAUGAUAUGCACUUUUCUUCCAAGGAUUUCUUGCAGUUAUUCUUGAAAAGCCGAUAUAAGAUAAAGUUUUAUCGGAAAGAUGGGACAAUCACCAAAAGCUCCAACGAAGAUGGCCCUGUGGACGAACUUUUUUGGGCCGAGCACGAUAUUGAACCGAACGCAUCCUCUACAGAUGAUCAAAUUCUCGCGUCGGAUAAUCCAGAGGGAUCCGACGACGACGAUGCCGACGAUGACGAGCUUGACGAGGACGUUUCUCUUUCCCAGACGGACCAAGCAACGACACUUGAAUUCGGUGACCAACUUGUCGAUCAGCCAAAGAAAGUAAAAGCUGUACCAUUAAACUACGCUCGAGUGGCGAAGAAGGUGGAUGUCAAGAAAUUGAAAGAGAACAUUUGGAAGGAACUUACACUGCACCAGCCAAGUGAACAGCGCCAAUCAAACUCCCUGCACGCUACAGGGGCAACAUCAUUCACAGAUAUUGUCCGUGGACUGGACAAUUUCUACCCCGAGAAGAAAAGGAAGGACAUAUCUGUAGCCUUCUGCUUCAUCUGUGUGCUACAUCUGGCCAAUGAGCAGAAUUUGAAGGUUGUUGGAAAUUCCGAUCUGUGUAAUUUACUGAUAAGCCACGAGCCGGAACACGGUUGAGAUGAUGUUAACUAUUGACAAUAUGAAUGUAAAUCUUAUCACUAAAUUACGCCGCGACUAUAUAUACACUUCACUCGCGACCUGCACGUAUAUCUUUUAGUCGAAUGGCCACCGCAUUUCGAUGAGCUUCCAACCCUUCAACUUCCGCCAGCGUCGUCACUGUGUCACCCAACCUGUCUAAACCCUCGCGG